Molecule: messenger RNA, 2113 nt
Organism: Pollicipes pollicipes
Lineage: Eukaryota; Metazoa; Arthropoda; Thecostraca; Pollicipedomorpha; Pollicipedidae
Product: target of rapamycin complex 2 subunit MAPKAP1
Exons: 11
Coding region: 90-1583 (497 amino acids)
Biological process (GO): TORC2 signaling
Cellular component (GO): plasma membrane; TORC2 complex; cytoplasm
Molecular function (GO): phosphatidylinositol-4,5-bisphosphate binding
Source: RefSeq, a predicted model, not a curated record
AGAUGGGAAGAUGUAACAAUCAACUAAACAACGCCUGCAUAUAAUGCUCAUGGAGGAAUGUGUGCAGGAACUCUUGGAGAAAAGUCAACAUGGCCUUUUUUGAUGAUGCUGAAUGGCUGCAAUCACAUAUUGUGAAUUCUUUCAUCACCUCUGAUGAUACAGGUGUGUGCGAGCUCGUCAUGACGGUCGAGUCGGCCGAGUCGCUGGCCGCCGGUGACGCGGCCGAGCGGGACACCUACUUCGAGCCGCACUCGCCUGAGAUCGUCAUGGACAUGGACAUCGGCGGCCACCGGCGCCGCUCCAACACCUCCCAGCGUCUGGACAAGCUCAAGAAAGAGAGGAAGAACGCGGCCCGCGUUAAAAACGUCAUCUGGCAGCCCAACCCGGAUCCGCUGCCCGACGCGGACCGGAACUUUUUGUUUGAAAAGAAGCCGAUCGUCCGCCACGCGGGUCCGAAGCCGUCGCUGCUGACAGAGCAUCUCAACAUGCUGGACUUGAGCGACAACCCCUACACGGAAUACUCCAAGUUUGACGGCAGGGCUCACGCGGGCGUGCCGACCCGGCGCAUCAACAUCUUCCUGACGAUGGCGCCCGCUGAGGAGCUGGCAUUCCCCAUGUCCGUGACGGUGGUGGCUAGCGCCCGCGUCUCCGACGUCAUCGGCCUCAUCUGCUGGCAGUACACCAACGAGGAUCGCGAGCCGCCGCUCAGGGGAUCCCCGGAGAUGUACAGCUUGCACAUAGCCGAGGACGACGGCGAGGUCGACUGGGACUUCCCGCCGCUGGACGACCGCGAGACGGUGGCCAAGUUCGGCUUCAACGUGCUGGCGCUGGUGGAGACGGAGCAGACGGAGGUGACCGUGAGCCUGGACGGACCGGACGGGAAGGACCAGGUGACGCUCUCGCUGAAGAAGCGAAACGCCACGGUGGCGGAGAUGCUGAACGCCGUGUUGGCGCAACGGCCGGACGUGGCCCGCGAGACAGGCGUGGAGCUGGCGCUGGAGAGGGCGGACGUCAGCACGGCCGCCUCCCCGCUCAGCGCGGACACUCGGCUCUCUCAGCUCGCCUGUCAGCACUUCAACCUCGUCAAAACAGCGCCUGGCAGGAAGCACAAGGACGCAGCCGUGGUGGAGGAGCCCAACUUCAGCGGCCAGAUGUCGGCCAUGGAGGCCACCGUGUACCAGUCGUUCAAGGUCAACAUGCUCUCCAAUCUGGUCAUCAAGGCGCCAAUACAGCUCGGUAUUUCGGGUGACCGGGUGGAGAUUGACCCCGUCCAGGUCAGGUCAACCCUGAACGUGUCCAAGUUCCUGAGCAAGCCGCGGGCGGUCACUUACCAGAUCGACAGCAUCAUGGAGUGCCGACUGUGGGAAGUCAAGUACGGAGGGCGGGCCAUAGUACGGCUCACGUACCUGCUGCCAUCUGACGGCGGCUACAGGCACCACGACCUGGAGGCGGACCUGGGCACGGCCAAGGACAUCGUGCGCAAGCUCGAGUACAUCCUGGAGUUCCGCUCCGGCAUGAGCCGCAAGACUUACCUUCAGCAGAAGGAGAAGCGCAGCCUGCUCGCCUCGCUGGCGGCCAAGUAGCUGGCGCGAGCACGGGGGGUGCGCGGCCGAGUCGGAGGUGGUGACUGGCUGGGGCGGGGUCGGUUACCAGAACGCUGUGAUACUACUGAUGAUACCGCUGUAGGUGUCCUUGCAUUCUUUGUAUGUGCCAUCAUCUGUUGUGAUCAAGGAUGUUGUGUAUGUGCAUGUUUGUAUUAUUUAUUGAAGGCUAGGUUCACGUGCUUUGUGAAGUGCCGCUCUAAUGUGCUGAUGUCCGCGCGCUGACGGAAGUGGGGUCGCACCCCUGCUUUUUUGACCACUCAGGCUCCUUUUGGGAAGGGCGGCGACGGGCUGCCCUCUUUUUUUCCUCCAGUAGCUCCCAAACUAAUAUUUCCUCCAAGCCCCAGUCAUAUUGCGUUCGUUGCACCACAACCUGAUCUGGUGAGACAAAAGGGUCCUGCGAAGAAAUGUCGCCCACCCACGCCCCUGUCUGUCCACGGUGUAAUGAGUUUGGCUUUGUUUUUUUAUCGUCCGCUGUCCUCGCCAAACAAAAGGCGUAAUGCUUCCAAACA